Molecule: messenger RNA, 408 nt
Organism: Fusarium musae
Lineage: Eukaryota; Fungi; Ascomycota; Sordariomycetes; Hypocreales; Nectriaceae
Exons: 2
Coding region: 1-408 (135 amino acids)
Source: RefSeq, a predicted model, not a curated record
AUGGAACAAGAAGAACGGUCGUUCGAUGCUACGGAGACAUCUAGCAAUACUGUGGACAACGAUUCUCCAUCCUCCGACUUGGGUCUCUUGAUCGAUUCAACCGAAGGAUAUGAGGCAAGCGAAAAGAAAUUCGAUAUUGUAGCAAUCCAUGGCCUCGGUGGCCAGGUCAAGCCAUGGAGUUCAAGCAAGACGAACACCUGGAUUCAGGAUUUGGCAGCCCACAUGAACUGGGAAGUUCGCAUUAUCCGGUAUGCCUAUGAUGCCACAAAAUUAGCAGGAGCUACAUAUCCCGAGGAGGCGAUUUCCUCUGAGGCCUUUACGCUUCUUCAAAAGCUCAGUGAGCUGAGGAGAGGCCAGCAACCUGUUAGUGCACUUGAUGAAUUCUAUAUUCGAACGAUAACCAACUGA